Molecule: messenger RNA, 756 nt
Organism: Naegleria fowleri
Lineage: Eukaryota; Heterolobosea; Eutetramitea; Acrasida; Naegleriidae
Exons: 3
Coding region: 1-756 (251 amino acids)
Cellular component (GO): extracellular region
Source: RefSeq, a predicted model, not a curated record
AUGACCGUGGCCAACACAACCAUUUUCCUCCUCUUCACUCUUUUACUCUCCGUGUUCACUCUCUCCCACAAGUUACCUUUGUUUUCAGUCUCUGCUCAAACAUUGAAUGCUUUCUCUUCUACAGACAAAACUAAAAUUGUGGAACGACAUAAUUUGGUGAGAUUUAGUCCUUCACUUUCUCCACCUGCUGCGAAUAUGAAGUCAAUCAGUUGGGAUGAUCAAUUGGCUCAGAUAGCCGCAAACUAUGUCGAUAAUUGUCUAUUUGAGCACAAUCCAAAUUUGGGUACUAUUUACUCAGGUGGAGCAUUGGGAGAGAAUAUUUACAUGGCCACUGGAUCGUCUGUGAAUAUUGGCAACUCCAGUGUUGAUUCUUGGGCGAGUGAGAAACAAUACUUUACAUAUCCAACCACAUGUCAAACAGGAAAAGUAUGUGGCCAUUACACUCAAUUGAUUUGGGCCAACAGUGUUAAGGUUGGAUGUGCAAAGAAAACAUGCAGUACUGUUCCCAACUAUCCAAAUUUUAAUGGUGCCACUAUUGUGGUGUGUGAUUAUUUUCCUGCAGGAAAUUAUAAUGGUCAGAGUCCAUAUAUUGCUGGAACGGCUCCACAACCAUCACCAAAACCCAUUACGAGCACAAACCCAAAAACAAAUUCCUCCUCAAUCAUUCGUCCCUACUCUCACCAUACAGUCAUAUUUUGGACGCUUGUGGUUACAGUUUGUUCUUUCCUAAUGAUGACAAUGUACAACUCCAAUUGA